AUGGAGAACCAAGUUGAGAGACUCGUUGAAAAGGCGUGGAAGAAGUAUGAAGAGACGCCAAAGGACAAACGACUAUUGAUUGGCGUUGCUGGUAUCCCAGGCUCAGGCAAAACGACCUUCUCACAAAUCAUCACUAACCGAAUCAACGCCCGUGCAUUAUCUUCCGAUCCAUCUUCUCAUCCGCCAGCAACCUUUGUCCCUAUGGAUGGCUUCCAUCUCACCCGUGCAGCUCUCUCAGCCAUGCCCGACCCUGACAACGCCCACUUCCGUCGCGGCGCAGCCUUCACCUUUGAUGCCCCCAAGUUCCACACUCUAGUCCAAUCCCUCUCAAAGACGCCCAUCUCAUCAGAGCCUAUCCUGGCGCCGUCGUUUGACCACGCGCUGAAGGACCCUCGAGACGAUGAUAUCGUUGUCAAGCCGGAGCAUCGUGUCGUUGUUCUAGAGGGAAACUAUCUCGCCCUGGAUCAAGAUGUUUGGCGGGACGCGGCCAAGUUGCUGGAUGAGGUGUGGUUUGUCGAGGUAGACUUUGAAGUUGCGAGGAAACGGUUGAGGGAAAGACAUGUCAGGGCGGGCAUCGUCAAGGAUCUUGAGGAAGGUGACCGGAGAGCCAUGGAGAGCGAUCUUGUCAAUGGUAAAGAGAUCGUCGAUUUCAGGCUCAAGGUAGAUGAAGUGAUCCAGAGUCGCGAAGAUGGAAGUUGGGUACAUGAGUAA
Molecule: messenger RNA, 711 nt
Organism: Fusarium pseudograminearum CS3096
Lineage: Eukaryota; Fungi; Ascomycota; Sordariomycetes; Hypocreales; Nectriaceae
Exons: 3
Coding region: 1-711 (236 amino acids)
Cellular component (GO): cytoplasm
Molecular function (GO): ATP binding; kinase activity
Source: RefSeq, a predicted model, not a curated record